AUGUCUCAGAAGCUCUUGCCAAGAUAUGUUGGCCCUUAUCAGGUAUUGGCACAAGUUGGUGAUGUAUCCUAUAAGUUGGAUCUUCCGGAUGAGUUGUCCACUGUACAUGAUGUGUUUCAUGUCAGUUUACUGGUACCAUAUCGUGUUGAUGCGGAUCGCUCUAUGGACAUUCAUCCCCCUCCGGAAGUUGUGAAUGGUGACAUGGAGUAUGAGGUCGAAGCAACUCUCUUGUCUCGCAAAGCUCGUGGUGGUCGUUCCAAGGAAUAUUUAGUUAAGUGGAAAGAAACGUGCAUCUUGGACCUACGAGAGAAUUCAGCACCUGCUGAGGUCAUAAGAAAAGCUGACCUGCCCAUAUGGGAUGAAAUAAGCAUGCUCAAGCAAGCUGAGGAAGAUUUGCGAAGCACAAAGGCAAAACAUGAAAACUUUCAGAAGCAGGCACAGGCCUGUGAAAUUGAGCUUCAGAAAUUGCACAGGCAGCAAGAGAUUCGAAUGCAAGAAUGUGUGAACAAACUACAGGGUUGA
This is a messenger RNA of Selaginella moellendorffii, 522 nucleotides long. RefSeq lists its product as uncharacterized. The transcript has 4 exons. Lineage: Eukaryota; Viridiplantae; Streptophyta; Lycopodiopsida; Selaginellales; Selaginellaceae. Bases 1 to 522 code for a protein of 173 amino acids. The record is from RefSeq and is a predicted model, not a curated record.